Molecule: messenger RNA, 2751 nt
Organism: Ustilago hordei
Lineage: Eukaryota; Fungi; Basidiomycota; Ustilaginomycetes; Ustilaginales; Ustilaginaceae
Exons: 1
Coding region: 1-2751 (916 amino acids)
Biological process (GO): positive regulation of transcription by RNA polymerase II
Molecular function (GO): metal ion binding; transcription cis-regulatory region binding
Source: RefSeq, a predicted model, not a curated record
AUGAGCACAUUGAGGCCCUCCUCCAAAUCCAUGUCCACCGAUCGAAAUGAAAAGCAGCAUCACUUCGAGUCCGCCGAUGUAGGGCCAAAGCGCCGAAAUGCGGGUCGCAACAACUCACAUCAUGUUCGGCCCGAUAUCAGCACCAAUCAGCAAGGCAAGCGUGGUGGGCAGAGCAUGAACCAUUUGCUCUCCUUCACGCUUCCGCCGCGCAGUAGACCUCCUCUCGCCGGUCCAGCUCGCAGGUCGCGUAGGGGUGUAGCACACACACCGUUCAACAAGGAACGCUAUGUCAACGCUCAGUAUCGUUUCCUCGUCAAGCCAACAGGCGACUACACGGCAUAUUUUGCCGACCCCGACAUCUAUCUCAACUGGGCUGAUAUUCUCCAAGUCGUCAUUCCAACUUCUUCAGCUCUAGCUGGCGUAGGGUCGUCUGCGCUCAUAUUGGAUCAGCCGCGCGAGCCCGCUCACGAAGGCGCUGCGUGCCCUAUUUGUCUCUCGCCACCUACUGCCCCACGUAUGACCAAGUGUGGCCACGUAUUCUGCUAUCCUUGCAUUCUACACUACCUCACUCUCAAGGACGACCACAAUUCUCGUCCAACUGUACCUACUCUGCAGCAACCCACUCAGAAAUGGCGACGUUGUCCUAUCUGUUGGGACGCCGUGUAUGCGCGCGAUCUUAAGGCAGUGCGAUGGUGGGAUGCGCAAGCUGCUGCUCGUGAGCGCGAAGCCAAGCUCCAGGAACAGUAUGAUCUAGAACGCGCUCGACACAUCAGCGAGCUCGACGAGGAUGGACAGCAGGGCCUGGAGGAAGCCAACUCGAACAAAGGUGCGCCAAGCUUGACACAUUCGCAUCCGGACAUGCUCGCCAUGCGUCUCAUCGAGAGACCUAACGUCACCACACUCGCACUGCCACAGUCUUGGACCUGGCCCGCUUCCGAACUCGAUCAUCCGCUCAUCGCAGUACAUUCGGCACCAUGGCAUUUUCAGCCAGAUGUCAUGGGGUUUGCCAAAUUCAUGCUGGCCACACCAGAGCUCUUGAUCGAAUCGCUCGACAAAGACCUGCAAGAGCUGGAUGAAGAGAUCGGCGUUCUGAAAAGUUUUGGCACAGAUGCAAGCGGACUUCACUUCGUCGCACUGGCGCAGAACAAGGUCAAGGAUCAGAUGCAAAAGGUGCGCGAUGAGCUGGAUCUACCCAUUGUUCGCAGCAUCAUCGGACAGGCACGGAACGAUCUCAAGGAUCACGAAGCAGCACUAUUAGGCCAGCUUGAGCGCACCGACCUAAGUCGACGUCAGCGUAAGCGCAUGGAGCGCUCUCAGACAGACGAAGAACCUGAAUCGACAGCACCUCUGCGCGAAUCCACGAAAGCUGAGAGCGCAGCUGCUCGUGAUGGUGCACCCGAAGCUGCUCUUGGUGCCGAAAAGUUCCCGGUCCUUCGAGCUCAAUCGCAAGGUGGAAUGAUGGCACAUGCGUCGGCAGAUGGAGGAUCAACAACUCGCAAGGAAGAUGCGUCAGAAGAGCCAGCAGCUGGCUCAACACACAAGAUUACGUCUCCUCGGCAGCCAAAGGCGCGCAAGAACGUAAACCCGCCCCAGCCCGAGUCUUCCUCAUACGUCUUCUUCCAGGCCGCUUCUGGACAGAGCAUCUUCUUACAUCCCCUAGACACGAAGAUCCUCCUGUCGCACUAUGGGGCUUACGCCAAGCUGCCGCGCAAUCUUGCGGUCAAAGUGGCUGGUGCCGACGAGGGCAGCAUGGAUGAAGAGUUGAGGAGGCGCUGCAAGUAUCUUAACCACAUCCCGAUGGCGGCUGAUGUUGUGUUCAUCGAAGUGGAUUGGGAAGGCAUGCAGCUGAUCGACAAAGCAACGUUGCGCCCGUACGAGCAAGCUCUGCGACAACGACGCAACCGACGACGAGACAAGGAAAGGCGUGAGGAUCGAGCCAAGAUUCGCGCUGAGGAAGCCGAGCUGAUCUCGAACCAAGGUGGACCCGCUGCAGCUGCAGCCUAUCGUCGACAGCAGGAGCAGCUUGCAGCCUUCACGAGCGAGGCCAACUUCCCGUCGGACGGCCUGUUGCGCAGCUUUGAUCACGGUCAGGGUGCAGCUCGUGGUGGAGAUUCGGCUGAUGGCGGAGGUCCCGUAUCAAGCACAUCACCUAGCUUCCGAGAGGCAGCCAUGUUUGGAGCCGAGCGCGAAUUCCCUGUUCACCCCGGAGCUGCUGAGACGGAGGACUUCCCCGACUCACUCCGAAGUACACGCAACGGGCUGGAACGCGUCUCGAUCUCGUCGGACGACCAAGCAAACCGUACUCCUGGCAAACCACCGGCGCGUGGAGCAGCGCCCCUCAAGAAGACAGUCUGGGGGACGCCUGCUACUAAGUCGAGCUUUGCAAAUGCGAUCCAGGGUCGUGGUUCGGACGCUCAUGAUUUAUGGGAUGAUCAGAUGGACGAUGCUUGGCAUGAGCUUGAGGAGGAUUACAUUCUGGGGUCCACUUCGUCGGGAAGGAGACCAACAGACGCAGUUCGCGAAGGACGUGGCCUCAACAAGCAAGUCAAAGGCGCUGGCAGAGCUCCAGCAGCUGCUGUCAAGGACAGUCAUCGUGUUGAAGGCUCAGUAUCAGCCAGUGAAGCAGUCGGAACAGCUGAUGGUGACAAGUCGGGUUCGGAAGCGGCAACAGCAGCAGCAGCGGCGAAGCCGAAGCGUGUCAAAAAGAAACUGAUUCUUACAGGUGGCGGUGGCGGACGUGGUUCUCGUUGA